AUGGUUCGAGCUAUUAAAGAAUUUGUCGAGAAAGAAGGGAAAGGUUUACUACCCCUCCAGGGAACGAUUCCCGAUAUGACGGCCGAUUCUAAACGUUACAUUGAGUUGCAAAAUGUUUAUAAAAGCCAAGCUAAUUGCGAUGUAAAGUGUGUAGCGGAGAAAGUACAAGAACUGUUGAAUUCGCUUGGGAAGCCUCAAGAUCUAAUUUCUGAAUCAGAUAUACGAUUGUUGUGUAAAAACUGUACAUAUUUGAGAGUAGUUCGUGGACAUCCCUUAACUGAAGAAUAUAAUGCGAAAACAGCUAAAGUUCACGAAAUCACGCAACAUUUAGAUAAUCCAGAUAGUGAAAUGGUAUUUUAUGUUUUACUUAGAGCAGUUGAUAGAUUUUAUGGUGAAUACAAUCGUUAUCCUGGUUACUUCACAGAUCAAGUAGAACCUGAUAUUGUAAAAUUAAAAAAGGCAGCAUUUUAA
Molecule: messenger RNA, 471 nt
Organism: Centruroides sculpturatus (bark scorpion)
Lineage: Eukaryota; Metazoa; Arthropoda; Arachnida; Scorpiones; Buthidae
Product: NEDD8-activating enzyme E1 regulatory subunit-like
Exons: 7
Coding region: 1-471 (156 amino acids)
Molecular function (GO): ubiquitin-like modifier activating enzyme activity
Source: RefSeq, a predicted model, not a curated record